CCCGGAAGCCAGCCAUAGAGUUUACUGGCCAGAGCGACUCCGCUGGGAGGUGGCAGGAAAGGCUCGGAACAGCUGCCGGAGGUGACGGAGCGGCGGCCCCGCCCGGUGUGCUGGAAGACGAAGCUUCCAGGUAGCGGCCCGCAGAGUCUGACCCAGGCUCCAGAUAUCCUGAGCCCAGGUCCCCCCAGCUCAGUGCAGCCAUGAGUGCCGAGGUGAAGGUGACAGGGCAGAACCAGGAGCAAUUUCUGCUCCUGGCCAAGUCGGCCAAGGGGGCAGCGCUGGCCACACUCAUCCACCAGGUGCUGGAGGCUCCUGGUGUCUACGUGUUUGGGGAACUGCUGGAUAUGCCUAAUGUUAGAGAGCUGGCUGAGAGUGACUUCGCUUCCACAUUCCGGCUGCUCACAGUGUUUGCUUACGGGACAUAUGCUGAUUACUUAGCUGAAGCCCGGAAUCUUCCCCCACUCACAGAGGCUCAGAAGAAUAAACUUCGACACCUAUCAGUUGUCACCCUGGCUGCCAAAGUCAAGUGUAUCCCAUAUGCGGUGUUGCUGGAGGCCCUCGCCCUGCGUAACGUGCGGCAGCUGGAAGACCUUGUCAUCGAGGCGGUGUACGCUGACGUGCUCCGCGGCUCCCUGGACCAGCGCAAUCAGCGGCUGGAGGUGGACUACAGCAUUGGGCGGGACAUCCAGCGCCAGGACCUCAGUGCCAUUGCUCGAACCCUGCAGGAGUGGUGUGUGGGCUGUGAGGUGGUGCUGUCAGGCAUUGAGGAGCAGGUGAGCCGCGCCAACCAGCACAAGGAGCAGCAACUAGGCCUGAAGCAGCAGAUCGAGAGCGAGGUCGCCAACCUUAAGAAAACCAUUAAAGUCACCACAGCCGCCGCCGCCGCAGCAACGUCUCAGGACCCUGAGCAGCACCUGACUGAGCUGAGGGAACCCGCCCCCGGCACCAGCCAGCGCCAGCCCAGCAAGAAAGCCUCGAAGGGCAAGGGGAAGAAGGCUCAUUGACCAUCCACUCUGAAGCAAAGUGCUGGAAAAAGAAGAGAACCAGAUACUAGGUGCUGAGUCCCGGCCUGGGAGCCAGGAGACCUAGAUCUUGAGUCGUGGGAUGUUGGACAAAUUGCUCAGUAUCCCAGCACUCGUUCAGAAGCAGCGGAUACUUCCUGAGUGCCAACAUGUGCAAAGCGCCGGACAUGCAGAAUGACUGUCACUGGCCCUGCUCUCAAGGAGCUGGGCUGCAGCCUGUCGCCUGCCUUCUUACAGAAUUAUAAGGGGGAAGAGUUGAUAAUAACCUUCAGUUCUCUCAUCAGAACCACCUAGAACUCUGAGAUCUGCAGUAAGCAGCAGCAGGCUCCUGUCCACUGUCCAAGGCAGAGCUUCCCGCGCUGGGUGGAUGGGUCUCCUUGGUCUAGUGCACUGCUGUGCACGCUUUAGAAUUGGGAAGCUCUAGUGUAAAGGACAGUUGACGCCCCCCCCAACUUGCAUGGGAAGCGGUUGCCUCCUGAGGGUCCCAGUGUUGACUGAGCUGCUUUCCAGAGAUUGUUUUUCUCUAGGUGGAGAUUUAGCACAGACCACUCUUUACAGGGGCUAAAGGUCUCAGUCACAGAACCAGAAAGUGGGGUGGAAUCCUGAGGUUUUGAUUAAAAGUGGGCUGGGCGAGCCUCUUGUUUUGAGGGGGCGGUGGAGGCUUUCUGGGGCCCUACUUCAGGAGUUGACACCUCUGGCUUCUUGGUUUAGCUUUGCCCUUGACGAGCUUGUUGAGCCUGUUUUAUCUUGGUUCUCAGUCUCUACCUCUGCAGUAAACCCCUUCUUCCUCCCACACCCUCCAAUGUGGAGAAGUUGCUAAUUCCUGGCACUUUGAACCUGUCCCCCCUCCCUCUGCCCCUGCCCUAACUUUUCACUUGAACUUAGUAGUAUCCUGUUUGCUUGUAAGCGAGUUCCAGCUAACGGCUCCAUAACCUCUCUGAGCUCUCUAGCUCCGGCCUUCAGUGGAUGGCUCCAGAGUCUAACUGUGGGCUGAGCUAGGACUGUCUGGCUUAACGCCCAGAGAGGGAGGGAGACCAUACACAUGUCCCUGAGGACACACAAAUUCGAUUUGUCUUUGAUUUAGAAAGACGGGGUUCUUGGCUACCAAGGCAUGAAGAAGGGGGAGCAGGUGAUUCGGGGGCUCAGUUUUUGACCACGAAACUUCGUUCAGGAUUUAGGGAUUCCAUGUAUAACCAAGCUCAGGGCAGCAGAAUAUUUCUGACCGAGAAUCUGGAGCACUCUCACACGCUGAUCCCUGAUGUACACCAGUCUUAUGUGGUCUUAGGGCUGGACCACUACGGUAAGAGGAGGAGGAAGAGGACUUGCCUUCGUGAGAAUUCAGCGCUCAUGCCCAACCAGGGACACUUAAAAAACUAAGCCAAAGUGUCUGCAACUAAAAACAGCGACUGGACUGGCAUACAUGUUUAUGCACAGGAAGAGCAAAGACAAGUGUCUGCGGUCAGUAUUCAUGAAAUCCUGUUGAAGAGAGAUCGGCAAUUCUCUGUUCAGAUGUGUUUUCCAACGUGGAUGGAUAGACGGGAGCUUUGGGCAGUUAGUGUAUGAGUUAUCUAAUAUGGUGUAACAAAAUUACCCUGAAAUUUAGUGGCUUAAAAACACACAUUUAUUAUCUCAGUUUCUGUGGUUCAGGAAUGUGGGCACACUUUUUUGCCUCAGGUCUCUCACAAGGCGGCAAAGUGUUAGCUGGAACCGUGUUAUCUCAAGGUUCCAAUGGGAAGGACCUCCUUCCAACCACACUCAGUGUAUCAGUGGGGUUCACUACCUCAGAGGUGGCUGGACUGAGGACCUCAUUUCUGGGCUGGCUGUUGGUCAGAGGCAGCCCAGGUAGCCCCCUCCAUCAGAGCAAGAGCCAGAGACACCACAUCAGGAAAGCAGAAAUCAGUCUUGUAACCUAAUCACAGAAGAGGUAUCCCAUCACGCUUACUAGUCACCAGCUCCAGCUUAGUGACCGUCAGAAGGCAGGGAUCAUUGGAAGCCAUAUUGGAAGUUUCCUACCACAGGCAGUAUUUCUGUGGGCCACCAGCUUCAGGAACAUCAGGGGAGCUUUUGAAAAUGCAUAUUCCUGGACCCCAGUUCCUACUGAAUUAGAAUCUCCAGGAUGUGGACUAGAAAUAUGCCUUCACUGUCCUCAUUGACUCAGCUCUGAGCUGAGAAGUCCCAUUUAUAUAAGCAGACUUGCCCAGAUUAGUGCCAACUUGGAUCAGCUGAAAAGGCUUCUACUGCAGGGCCUUGGAGGACGGGUACAGAGGCCCAGGGUCACCAUCUGGAAGAGAAGGAUGUGCAAAGGUGAAGCUUUGAGUACAGGACAAGAGAGGGCUGUCUCAUCCUUUGAGGUUCUUAAGUAUAUGGUUAAGUAAUUAAAAGUGUGAUAAGUGCUAAGAAGUAUAGGGUGACAUGAAGCAUUUAACAUAGGGAUCUCCAUCUUACCUGCGGUCAGGAAAGCCUUCUUCAAGGAUGUGACCUUUCAACUGAAACUAGGAGCCCAGGUGGCAGUUAACCUGACAAAGGGAGGGAGGAUGAGCAUUUUGGGUGGGAAGAAGAGUGUAAUGAACACCUGGUGGCAGAAAGGUUUCAUCCUGUGACCUACUGCCUCUCCCCUAAGAAGCAUUCAUAAUUUGGGGAAUGAGGCAGGGAAUAUGAUUCUAUGCUUAAGUGUUCAUUUGUCUAUUCAAUGAAUUGGUAAAUACAUCUUGAUUGAAAAAUCUGAAAUAAUAUAACCAUAAUGUGUAUGUUAUACCUCUUGGCAUUGGAGUUUUGCAUGAUUUUUGUCUUUUUGACUAUCUUGUUGUCCAAUCUUUUUAUGAUAGUUUAAGACUAAUAUUAAGUGCUUACUAUAGUCAAGCAUUAUUUUAAGUGCUUUACAUACAUAAACUCGUUUAAUCCACACGACAAACUUUUGCGUUUGAUACCACUAUUAUCCUCCUCUAAAGAUGACAGAAGAGGUUCAGAGAGGUUAUGUAACUUGUUCAGGACCACACAGAUUAUAAGUGAAGUAGGUGCACCCCAGCCCCCGUCACUCCACAGUGUUCCUGGACAGAAUGCAUGCGGUGACUAUCUGAGAUCUCAGAGAAGUCAAUGGUAGCAGGGAGAAAGAAACCAGAAUUUGAAGUUCCACAAAGCCAGUGGUGAGUUUGCCAUCCGUCCCCCUCCAUUAUUGUCCAGAAUGGACUCAAAGGGGACCCCAAACCCGGAAGCAUACAUCAGGUGUGAAAGAGCUCCUCUUGGAGCCGUCUGUUGUUGGUCUGAGGACCCGGAAAGGGACUCCUAAGGGUCAGAGAAUAGGGGACUCUCCUAUUGUUUUUCUUUUUUCCUCCUCUUCCACCUCUAGCCCCAGGCAGUAGCAUGGUCGUGUAGCUACAGCAGUAUGACGAGAGCAACAGUGGCUGGCCGGGCACUGAAAACCGAGGGAGAAUUCCUCUACCACGGGAGCUGGGGCCUCAGAAGUAUGAGGCAAGGGGCACCUGGGUGGCUCAGUUGUUAAGCGUCUGCCUUUGGCUCAGGGCAAACCCCGCACUGGGCUCCCUGCUCCGCUGAGAGCCUGCUUCUUCCUCUCCCCCUCCCCCUGCUUGUGUUC
Messenger RNA from Ailuropoda melanoleuca (giant panda), 4614 nucleotides. RefSeq names its product COP9 signalosome subunit 7A (gene COPS7A). NCBI's taxonomy places the organism in Eukaryota, Metazoa, Chordata, Mammalia, Carnivora, Ursidae. The coding region runs from base 201 to 1004 and encodes 267 amino acids. The transcript has 8 exons. Gene Ontology annotation, cellular component: COP9 signalosome. Gene Ontology annotation, biological process: COP9 signalosome assembly. The record is from RefSeq and is a predicted model, not a curated record.